AUGAAGCAAGAAGAAGAGUGGGCUUUGAAUGGUUGCUCUAUUAUGACCGAUGCUUGGAGCGACUGGAAAAGAAGAAGUAUAAUGAAUUUGUGUGUCAAUUGUGCGGAAGGCACAACUUUUCUUUCUUCUAAGGAAGCAUCGGAUGAGGCACACACCGGGACGUAUAUUUUUGAAUAUGUGGACAAGUGCAUUGAAGAUGUUGGGCCACAAAAUGUGGUUCAAGUGGUGACGGACAAUGCUUCAAAUAAUAUGGCGGCGAGAGAUUUGAUGAAGUUGAAGAGGCCAAACAUAUUUUGGACUUCAUGUGCAACUCACACCUUGAAUCUUAUGCUUCAAGGAAUUGGCAACCAGCCUAGAUUCAAAGGGGUGAUUGAGAAGGCAAAGAGCUUCACCAUCUAUAUUUAUGCACAUCACAAGACUUUGGCAUUGAUGAGGAAGUUUACAAAGAAAAGAGAUAUAGUGAGGCCGGGAGUCACUAGAUUUGCAACCGCUUUCCUCACUUUGCAAAGCUUGAUGGAGAAGAAGAAUGAGUUGAGAGCUAUGAUUACUAGUGAUGAAUGGAAUGAAAGCAAGCAUGCAAAGAGUGUAAAGAGGAAGGCGGUGGUGAAUAUUGCUUUGAGUGCUUUUUUUGGGAAUGGGGUAAGUCUUUGCUUGAAGGUGUUUGCCCCUUUAGUGAAGGUGCUUCGCCUUGUUGAUGGGGAUAAAAGGCCAUCAAUGGGCUUUGUGUAUGGGGAACUACUUAGAGCCAAGGAGGAGAUUAAAAUGGCAUUCAAAGAUCAAGAAACUCAUUAUCGUCCAAUCCUUGACAUUGUUGAUGGAAAUGCCCGUGGUCGACUUGAUAGUCCAUUGCAUUUAGCGGGUUACCUCUUGAACCCAUGCUAUGCAUAUGCCAAUCCAGGCAUUGAGAAUGAUAAUGUGGUCAUGGAUGGGUUCUUCAAUUGUGUUGAGGUGUUCUUUCCCGAUGACAUUCAAACUCAAAAUUUGGUGACAAAUGUAGAAUUGCACAAGUAUUUGAAGAAAGAGGGUGGAUUUGGAAGAGUUUUGCCUAAGGCGGGAUGCACACAAAAUGAUGACAAUUAUAAUCCGGUUUCGUGGUGGAAUAUUUAUGGAAACCUUGUACUAAAAUUACAAAGUAUGGCUAAAAGGAUACUUUCAUUGACCACAAGCUCAUCCGGAUGUGAGAGAAAUUGGAGCGCUUUUGAGGGGAUCCAUACAAAGAAAAGGAAUAGAUUAGAUACAACGAGGUUAAACAAUUUAGUCUAUGUCCAAUUCAAUGCCAAAAUCAUCAAUAAGAAGAGAAGAAUGAAAGAGAAGAAUGUGGAUGUAUUACUAGCAUGUGAAGCUACUAUGGCCCAAGGAUGGAUUGUGGAUGGUGGUGAUGAAGAUGUCGAUUCCGAUCUCACUAGUGAAGUAGUUGGAGAGGGAUCGGGAUUGGGAGUGGAUAGUAGCUUAGAGCCUAGGAGAAGUAGUAGAAUUCAAGAAAUUAGGGAACUUCAUGAGGAUGAUUUUGUAUCGGAUGAAGAGGAAGAAGAUGAGAUGACUUUUGAGUUUGAGUUCGAUGAGGAGGGAGUACUAGAGGGAUAUAGAGAAGAAGAAUUUGAGGAUUAG
Messenger RNA from Rosa chinensis, 1608 nucleotides. RefSeq lists its product as uncharacterized. The transcript has 3 exons. Gene Ontology annotation, molecular function: protein dimerization activity. Lineage: Eukaryota; Viridiplantae; Streptophyta; Magnoliopsida; Rosales; Rosaceae. The record is from RefSeq and is a predicted model, not a curated record. Bases 1 to 1608 code for a protein of 535 amino acids.